This is a messenger RNA of Cydia strobilella, 3316 nucleotides long. RefSeq names its product GPI mannosyltransferase 3 (gene PIG-B). The record is from RefSeq and is a predicted model, not a curated record. Gene Ontology annotation, biological process: GPI anchor biosynthetic process. Gene Ontology annotation, molecular function: alpha-1,2-mannosyltransferase activity. The coding region runs from base 136 to 1659 and encodes 507 amino acids. The transcript is spliced from 10 exons. Lineage: Eukaryota; Metazoa; Arthropoda; Insecta; Lepidoptera; Tortricidae. Gene Ontology annotation, cellular component: endoplasmic reticulum membrane.
GUUAUUGGUACAGGUCUAUUUUAGUUGAAAUUACAGAGAGAAAAUAUAUGAAAACCGGAAGAAGCAGAAAAAACCGGUAAGCUUUAUUUAUACAACACUACUACGCGGCGGCGGGCUUGUUAUUGAGGCGGGAGAAUGGCUCUGCCCUUCAGUGCUAAGGGUCUGAGGCCCUCGCAGGUGGUCUGCGCUAUAGUUUUCGUGAGGAUUCUGUCCGUAUUCCUGGUACAAACUUGGUAUGUGCCGGACGAGUAUUGGCAGACCCUGGAAGUGGCCCAUAAACAGGCCUUUGGGUAUGGAGCGCUGACGUGGGAGUGGCAAAAGGGGAUAAGGAGCUACCUGUAUCCUAGUGUUGUGGCAGUAUUGUAUACUAUUUUGAAGUAUACUGGACUGGAUUAUCCCGAGGCUGUGGUCAUUCUACCCCGCAUUCUCCAAGCAUUGCUAAGCUCCGCAGCAGACUACAGUUUCUACAAAUGGACCGGCGGCCGCAAAUGGUCCCUAUUCCUGAUCCUGACGUCUUGGUUUUGGUUCUACACGUCCGGCCGCACCCUGCUUCAGACUGUGGAGACUGCGCUGGUUGCCAUUGCCUUGUCUAAGUUCCCAUUCAAGGAUGGAAGAUUGGGUUAUUAUGAAAAAGAAAACAACACAUGGCUCUGGCUUGCUUUCAUCAGCGUGUUCCUCCGGCCCACAUCCGCGGUGCUAUGGGUCGUGCUUGGAGCCUACAAUCUGUUCACCACCAACCAAGGGCGUUUGCGACUAUUUGCUCGCACAUACAUUCCUAUUGGCCUCACUGUCGCGGGUCCUCUGAUCGCCUUGGACUCGUACUUCCACGGCAGUUUGCUUGUGACCCCCUGGGAGUUCUUCCGCUUCAAUGUGCUACAUGACAUCGCUUCUUUCUACGGGCAGCACCCUUGGCACUGGUACCUCUCCCAAGGCCUCCCAGCGGUUCUCGGCAUCAACCUAAUUCCCGUUCUACUGGCAACAUACUCCAUCCUCCGUCACCCCAGAGAGAACAAAACGGGCCUACUGCUUCUAACUGCCGUCGCACUACAUGUAGCAUUGUACAGUUUCAUCGCCCACAAGGAGUUCAGAUUCGUCCUGCCGCUGCUGCCGAUCCUGCUGUAUUUGUCUCAAGACGUCAUUGUGCCGUGGAGUAGGAAAGCCAAGAAAUGGCAAAUAUACCUCGUUGCCCUGGCAGUCCUCGUCGGCAACGCCGUGCCAGCUUUAUACUUCGGCCUCGUGCACCAGAGCGGCACGCUCAAGGUCAUGCCGCUGCUGCGAGACUCCUUGCCCAACAACCGCUCGUCCGUGCUGUUCAUGAUGCCUUGCCACUCCACGCCUCUAUACAGUCACCUCCACGUAAACAUCACAACCCGCUACCUGAACUGCGACCCGCCCAUCGGCAGAACCGGCGACACCUACGAAUCAGAAGCCUUCUUCCACAACCCCCAGGCGUGGUGGCGUAGAGAAUACAACUCCAGGCAACCGCCUAAUUUUGUAGUACUAUUUGACGUGCUGAAAGGCAGAGUCGAGAGUUUGCUGACUGGAUAUAGACAGAUAUAUGAACUGCCCCAUACACAGUUCCCCGAAGGCGAGGUGAGCGCGAGCGUGCUGGUGUACCAGAAGAACGACCGACCCAAGCCUGGCGACGACACCGUCUAACCUCUGUUAGUACCUCCUUACUAUUACAAUACUAGCCUGUGGAAACGGCCCUCUCAACACAUUUUCAUUACAAUAUAUAUGACUUAUAUAAGUGGACGUAGUUUAGCAAAAAAGAUCCAUCCCCUUAAAUUUGACAUAUAACCUUUUCGACGCCGUGUCAAACACAAAAGCUGUCACUGGGACGCCACGUCGCCGAAGCACAUGCUCGUAGUCUAUGUUGUUCUGUGGUCUUUGACUGAUUAAUCCGUCUUUGGCGUUGGACCUGCGGUGCCGAUAUAUCCGUCAUUGGCGUCCAAAAGGUUAAAUUAAUGUCUUCUUUUUGGCAGAAAGUUAAAAUUCUAUUGACUUGUUUUUGUGGAUUGGACCUUUUCCCCUAAGUUACGUCCAAGUAUGAGUCCAAGCCUGCGAAUAGACGAAUGACGAGGCGAAUUGAAAUGUCAAUUUUUUUCUGCGUUUUCACAUUCGAAUUCCCUUUCGCCUCACCGUUCACACGCAUGUGGGCUUUUAGAUUUGAAAGAAGGAACAAAACGGCAAUAAAGAAGAAUGACAGGGAUAACCAGCGGCCGAGGCUAGAUUUGAAUCAAAGAGAAUUGAUUGUAAUAGAGAGGUAGUCUAAGAAAAAAUCGUGUCCCGUAUUUUGGCAUCCAAAACACUGCGCCAUGUGUUUUGCGGUCACUGAAUUGUCAAACGACAACUUUUGACAAUCAGAGUUACCGUAUAAUGUAUGGAGUUGUACAGAGCCAUCUCGUUUACCUGUCAAAUUCGAAGCACGAAAAUGUCUUAGAUUUUACACAUCUUACUCAAUCAAUAUAUCUUUGAUUUGAACUAAUCCACAGUUUUAGCGACUGAUGACAUAACCCUUUUUAAUAUAUGACUUAUUUUCGAUUUAUCAAGACAAUUUAUUACAGUAAAUUAUAGAUUAAUUGUAUUAAAGAAUGAAAUAUUUUAGAAAUAUGUUUUCGAUUCAUGAAUGAAAUUUGUUUGGAUUUGAAUUCUACGAAAGGUAGCUAGUAAUGUUUUUGUAAACUUGACUGCAAAAAGAUAAGGUGUACCUACAAUUAUUAAUAAAAAUCAUUUGAGCCAAGUCUUACGGCCUGGCCACGAUAUCGCGCGGCGGCGGCCAUAGGUUGAAGCGAGACAGCGAUCGGACCUUUCGUUCCCACCUAUGGCCGCCGCUCGCCGCUGCCGCCGCCGCGCGAUUGUGGCCGGGCCGUUAGGGCCAGUACAGACGGACUGCAACCCGACUGUAAUUUGUAUGGGAAUUGCGUGCCGCCUGCAACAUCGGCCCUAACCGCUCAUCUUAAUACAUUAGAAAAUGUCUUGAUAAUUCAUUGUUUCCUCAGACAGUGAUAAAACAGGUUCUAUGAAACAUAUUGCAUUUCAACUCGGUGCCAAGAGUGAGGUAUAGAUUAAUUAUUAUUACGAUGGACUGCGUGGGAGUUUUGCCCCAUCCGUUUUACUUUAGAAAAAAUUUAGAAUCAACGGGGAUGUGUACUGGAGACGUGAAGACAUUGCUAGAUAAAUAAUUUUGGAAAUUGAACCUUAUUUGUGACAUAUUAAAGUCGAGUUUAGAGGCUACUUGACAUGUUAACUGUUUAAAAAUUAACUAAACAAAUCAAUCGUAGCUCUUAAUCUGUUAACCACAAACUGAUUUUAU